CCAUUCUCAUAAAGUUCAAACAAAAGUCCCCAAGCUAACAAUGGGUACCGGUCAGCAGGUGCAUGGACAGACAGAGAAAGGGACGGUCCCGAUUCAGCUCCCCCGGCAACGGCCUCAUUAAUGCAAACACCGUGUUGCUAUGGAGGCUGCAACACAUAAUUAGUUCCUCCUCAUGCGGUUUGGGCCCAGAGGGAGAAUUCCUCAACAGACAUGGACGAGUCACCUGCUGCGGACCACAGACUGGACUUUAUAGAAGAUUACGUGCUGAGGACUCUCAAAGUCAAACACGACCGCUGGCAAAAAUGUGUGUCCAGCGAAGACAACUUGCAGAUUAUGCAGGACUUCCUGGACCAACCGCAGCAGCGGAUUUUGGUGGUGUGUGUGACCUCGACCGGACUGUUACAGCCCGCAGCCGCCUUCACGUCCCACUCCAAAAACAAAGCAGUGUACUUUCUAAAACGAAGCAAAACAAUCCUGACUGCAGAACGCAUGGAGGAUAACUUGGUGUGCGGCGACUUGUCUUGCUCGCCUCUUGACCAGUUUUCUGCCCUGAUUGAGGAGGUUGUGGCCCCACUGCUGUCCAACAGUCGGAACCACACCGAUUGGCCUCAGGUGGUAGCCCAAGAUGUCAGGCACCUCAUCCACUCCCUAAAGAGCAGCGUGUUUGUCAUGUCAGGCCAAGUCCAAGGAAAGACACUGCUGCCCCUUACUGUUGGUUUGGAGAGUGUAGAGCAAGCUGCCUUCGAGAUGGAUAACGGGGGGGAAACAAUAGAUAAGAGCAUCAUCCACUCCUUGGAGUCAACGGUGAUUGAGUGGAGCCAUCAGAUCCGUGCUGUGCUGAUAAAAGACUCAGCAGAGGCCUUGCUUGAAGACAAAAAGCCCACACCACACACAGAGCUGCUCUUCUGGAAGAACAGAUAUGCUGAUUUGGAGUGCAUUUACUCCCAAUUAACAUCACACAAAGGCAACAAAAUGGAGAUGUUGCUUGACGCCGUUGAGAGCAGCUAUUCUCCUGCUUUUCAGAACAUCCGACGGGAAGUCCGUGCAGCUGUGGAGGAGGCAAGGGACGUCUGUACCUACUUGACACCACUGCAGCCCCUGUUUGAGGACAUGGAGAGUCGAGAGUUUAUCGAGGUCAAAGGUCUGAUCGGUCCCCUGAUGCACAUGGUGUGUCUUGUGUGGGCCAACUCGGCACACUACAACACUCCACGGCGACUUAUUGUUCUACUGCAAGAGAUCUGCAACCUCCUCAUACAGCAGGCUCGAGGUUAUUUAAUACCAGAGGAACUUCUCAAAGGAGAGGUUCCUGAGAGUCUCCUGAAGGUGAAAACAUGCCUUGAGAUUUUGGAACACUUCAAGAGCAUCUUCGAGGACCGUCGGACUAAUCUGGGCCAGUACCAGAGGAACGGGAACUUGGUGAAGCCUUGGGAUUUCCCCGCCACUUUAGCAGUCUCCGGACUUGAUCUCUUCAUCAACAGAAUCAUUUCCAUACAGGACAUCCUUUUGGCAGCGGUGGACUUCUUAAAGCUUGAGAAAUUAGAGAUUGGAGGUCUUAGGGGUCAUGCGCUAAACCAGCAGGUCCAGCUCCUUCACCAGGAGUUUAUGGAUCGUUUCAAGAUCUUAACAGAGAAGCCCUAUGACUGCUUGGACCUCCAAAACAAGGAAUUUUCGAAAGAUGUGUGGGACUUCAAGUUGUUAGCAGAUGACACAGACCGGCGGCUAGGAGCCAUCUUCUGUCAGGCUUUUGAUGACGCUGCAGGAUUGGAGCACGCCUUCAAGGUUCUGGAUAUGUUUGGGAGCUUGUUGGAGCGGCCCAGAGUCGCUCAGGAUGCUUUGGACAGAUACCCGCUCUUGGUUAGCAUGUUUGACAAGGAUCUGGACAACUGCAAAGUCCUUUACCAUGAACAUAUUCAAAUUGCAAAUGAGCUGGGCUCUGCUCCGGUGAAUAAGAAUAUGCCAGCGGUGGCUGGAGGGCUGAUAUGGGCCCAGGAACUGCAGCGGCGCAUGCAGACGACCUUCUCCAAAUUCAGACACCUUUCGUAUCCCACAGGUGUCAAAAGGUGCCUGGAGUCUGCACAAGGAGUUUGGGUCAUCCAGAAGUAUGAGGAGCUGAUGCAACUUGUUGACAGAUACUGUUUCGCCCUGUACGAGGCAUGGACGAGGACCCUUGACAGCAGUUGUCUUCACAACCUCAGCCUGCCCUUAAUCUGCAGAGACGUGUCCUCUCGGCUGAUCUCCGUCAACUUCAGCGCACAGCUUGCAUCUGUGUUGAGAGAAGUGAAGUACCUGGAAGCCAGACAAACUGAGGUGAUUCCUGACACCGCAGUGCAGAUUUAUACCACCAGAUGGCAGUUGUGGCAGUACGUGUCCAGCCUGGAACUCGCUGCAGGACGAUACAACAAGGUGAUUCAGUCUGUGCUCGACGUGGAGAAUCCGCUACUCCAGAGGCAGCUCAGGGAUAUUGAGACCCAAAUAAGAAAGGCUGAAGAAAGCCUGAGUUGGAACAGCCAAGGCAUUUGGCAGUAUAUUCAAGAGUUGCGGGAUUCCAUCUGUGACCUGGAGAGCCGACUCCAGAAGGCCAAAGACAAUGUGGAGGAGAUCCAGAAUUGUAUCAAGUCCUGGGCAAGCCCAUUGUUUGACAGGAAGGAGGGGAAAAAAGAUGCUCUGCUCAGUCUGGAUGAUCGGGCCGAAAGGCUGGAUCGUUUUUAUUGUAUGAUACGGUCAUCCGGAGAUCAGAUUCAUUUCCUCAUGAAGAGGAAUCUUGAGCUUUUUCUGUCAGACCCAUCCUCCGAUGAGUGGAAAGCUUACGAGGACUACAUUGAUGACAUGGUUAUCGAUGGGUUUUAUCACUGCAUCGAGUGUUCACUCAAAUUUUUCCUGGAUAACACAGAUGAAAAAAAUGUGACAGUGCCCCUCUUUGAGGCCCAACUGAUUCUGAACGUUCCUGAUAUGGUGUUUAUACCAUCUUUGGCGUUUGGAGAAAGUGAAAAUUUCUUUGACCUUGUCGAGAGUCUCAUCAGCGAUGUGUUCAGAGUGUCGUCAUUGGUGCCGCGCCUGUCCCAGCACAGUUCCUUUCCCCACUACCAGGCUGACAUGGAAGAGAUGGCAGACUUGACAGAGAUGCGUCUUGUCCUCAUGGAUCGCGUGAAGAGCGUCAUGGCGACUUGCUGCGCUUUCCGCAAUUCAAUGGAACGCUAUAGCUACCUUUAUAUAAAUGACAGGAAGGAGUUCCUGUGCCAGUUCCUCCGAUACAGCCAUGUUCCGACCAGCCAGGAGAUGCAGGUUCAAGAUGAAAAUUGCAUCCCAGAGAGGCCCCCAACAUUAAAUCACUUUAAACAGCAAGUGGAUAGGUAUGAGAAGAUCUGUGAGGAGGUGCAGGAUCUGGAGCCGGUCCGUGUCUUCCACGGCUGGAUGCGUGUCAAUGGUCGCAACAUGAAGACUGCCCUGCGCGACAUCAUCAAGAAAUGGAGUUUCAUGUUCAAACAGCACCUUAUUGAUCAUUUAACUAACAGUCUUUCAGGUCUUGAGAGUUUCAUCAUCACGGCUGAAACCGGCCUGGGCCAGCGAGUCGAAGAAGGAGACUAUGAAACCCUGGUGGGAGUUCUGGGCCACCUGCUGGCUGUCAAGGAGAGACAGCGCGCAACAGAUGACGUAUUUGAACCACUGCAGCAAACCUUUGCCUUGCUUAAGGAGUAUGAGCAGGAACUUCCUGAUGCUGUGCACAAGCAGUUAGAAGAGUUGCCGGAGAAGUGGACCAAUGUGAAAAAGAAGGCGGCGCUCGUCAAACAGCAAGUGGCGCCUCUGCAGGCCGUCGAAGUCGCGAAUUUGCGAAGAAAGUGCGCCUCAUUCGAAAUGGAGCAACACACCUUCAGGGAGCAUUUUCGCCACAAUGGGCCCUUCAGAUUCGACAGCAAGAAUCCUCACCAGAUGUUAGACACAUUUCACCGGCAGAUCCAGGAACAGGAGGCGGUGAUGGCCUCUCUGGUGGAAUCCGCCAGCUUGUUCGAGGUGACCGUCUCUGAAUACAAACAGCUUCGCCAAUGCAGGCGUGAGGUGGGCCUGCUGAAGGAGCUGUGGGACAUGAUCACUGUUGUGGAAUCCAGCAUGGCGGAAUGGAAAACGACUCCCUGGGGGGACAUUCACGUGGAGGACAUGGAGGUUGAGUGCAAACGCUUCUCAAAAGAUAUUCGAGGGAUGGAUAAGGAGAUUAGAGCGUGGGAGGCCUUCGCCGGUUUGGAGAAGAGGGUAAAGAACCUCCUCAUCUCCCUGCGGGCGGUGGCAGAGCUGCAGAAUCCAGCCAUACGAGUCAGGCACUGGCAUCAGUUAAUGGCGGCGACCGGAGUUCGUUUCAAUGUGGACCAGGAAACCACUCUUGCCGAUCUGCUGCAACUAAACCUGCACUGUUUCGAAGAGGAGGUGAGAGGGAUCGUAGACAAGGCCGUGAAAGAGAUGGCAAUGGAGAAAGUUCUCUCGGAGCUCAACUCCACAUGGACAGGUAUGCAGUUCCAAUACGAACCCCACCAUCGGACCCAAAUCCCCCUGCUGAGUUCAGACGAGGAGCUGAUCGAGACGCUGGAAGACAACCAGGUCCAGCUGCAGAACCUAAUUUCCUCCAAGUACAUUGCCCACUUCUUGGAUGAAGUUUCAUCUUGGCAGACGAAACUGUCCGUGGUCGACUCUGUCAUCUCCAUCUGGUUUGAGGUGCAACGCACGUGGACUCACCUGGAGAGCAUCUUCAUUGGCUCCGAGGACAUUCGCUCACAGCUGCCGGAGGACUCGAAGCGCUUCAAAGGGAUUGAUGCCGAUUUCAAAGAGUUGGCGAACUCGGUGCAUCAAACGCCCAAUGUUGUCGAAGCCACCAAUAAACCCGGUCUGUUUGACAAACUGGAGAACAUCCAGUGCAGGCUUUCCCUUUGUGAAAAGGCUCUGGCAGAUUAUCUGGACAUCAAGCGGCUAGCCUUCCCUCGCUUUUACUUCAUCUCAUCCGCGGAUCUCUUGGACAUUCUUUCAAAUGGGACCAACCCACACCAGGUGCAGAGGCAUCUGUCCAAGCUAUUUGACAGCAUGGCAAAAAUGCAAUUCGAAGCAGAUGAAAAGGGGUCUCCUUCUAAGACUGGUCUGGGCAUGUAUAGCAAAGAGGACGAGUACGUCCCUUUUAAUCAACCCUGCGACUGCUCUGGACAGGUGGAGGUGUGGUUGAACCAGGUUCUGGAAUCCAUGCGUUCCACUGUUCGUCAUGAGAUGACCGAGUCAGUGGCCACCUAUGAGGAUAACCCCAGAGAGCAGUGGUUGUUUGAUUAUCCAGCUCAGGUGGCACUUACCUGCACUCAGAUCUGGUGGACAAGCGACGUGGGAAUGGCUUUUGCCCGUCUGGAGGAAGGCAACGACGGCGCUCUCAAGGAGUAUUAUAAGAAACAGGUGUCUCAGCUAAACACCCUCAUUUCUAUGCUGAUUGGCCAGCUUUCACCUGGAGAUCGCCAGAAGGUCAUGACCAUCUGUACAAUCGACGUUCACGCCAGAGAUGUGGUUGCCAAGAUGAUUGCGCAGAAGGUGGAGAAUUCUCAGGCGUUCGUGUGGCUUUCACAGCUGAGGCACCGUUGGGAUGACAAGGAGAGGCAUUGUUUUGCAAAUAUCUGCGAUGCCCAAUUUUGCUACUCCUAUGAGUACCUGGGCAACACGCCACGGCUCGUCAUCACGCCUCUCACAGACAGAUGUUACAUCACCCUGACUCAGUCCCUGCACCUGACAAUGAGUGGAGCUCCGGCAGGGCCCGCUGGAACAGGGAAGACGGAGACAACCAAAGACCUGGGGCGAGCACUCGGCAUCAUGGUCUAUGUAUUCAACUGUUCUGAGCAAAUGGACUACAAAUCCUGUGGAAACAUCUACAAAGGUCUGGCUCAGAUGGGCACAUGGGGCUGUUUUGAUGAAUUCAACAGGAUCUCAGUGGAGGUGCUGUCCGUGGUGGCCGUCCAGGUCAAAAGUAUUCAGGACGCCAUUCGAGAUAAGAAACAGAGAUUUAAUUUCAUGGGCCAAGACAUAAACCUUUGCCCAACUGUGGGCAUCUUCAUCACGAUGAAUCCUGGUUACGCUGGUCGGACCGAGCUUCCUGAGAACCUGAAGGCUCUUUUCAGACCAUGUGCCAUGGUGGUGCCAGACUUUGAGCUGAUCUGUGAAAUCAUGUUGGUGGCUGAGGGAUUCAUCGAUGCACGGGUUCUUGCUCGGAAGUUUAUCACGCUCUACACGCUGUGCAAAGAGCUUCUUUCAAAACAGGACCACUAUGAUUGGGGCCUCCGUGCCAUCAAGUCUGUACUGGUGGUCGCUGGUUCACUCAAGAGAGGAGAUACCAGCCGAGCUGAGGAUCAAGUAUUGAUGAGAGCCCUGAGAGAUUUCAACAUCCCCAAAAUUGUCACGGAUGACAUGCCUGUAUUCAUGGGGUUGAUAGGUGACCUGUUCCCCGCUCUGGAUGUCCCCAGGAAAAUAGACCUGCACUUUGAGAAGCAUGUGAAGGAAUCUAUUCUUGACAUGAAGUUGCAGGCUGAGGAAAAUUUUGUACUCAAGGUGGUUCAACUAGAAGAGCUUUUGAGCGUGCGUCACUCUGUGUUUGUGAUCGGGAAUGCUGGGACUGGGAAAAGCCGGGUGCUGAGGUCACUCCAAAAAACGUACCAGAACACAAAACGUCGACCCGUGUGGGUGGAUCUGAACCCAAAAGCUGUGACGAAUGAUGAGCUUUUUGGCAUCAUCAACCCGUCAACCAGAGAGUGGAAAGAUGGUUUGUUUUCUUCGAUAAUGCGUGAACUCUCCAAUAUCAGUCACAGUGGACCAAAGUGGAUCGUUCUGGAUGGAGACAUUGACCCAAUGUGGAUUGAGUCACUCAACACAGUCAUGGAUGACAACAAGGUUCUGACCCUGGCCAGUAAUGAACGGAUUCCUCUGAACUCAACAAUGAGACUGGUAUUUGAGAUCAGCCACCUUCGGACUGCCACCCCUGCAACUGUGUCCAGAGCAGGAAUCCUGUACAUAAAUCCGGGAGACUUGGGCUGGAACCCUUUGGUGUCAAGCUGGAUUGACAGCAGGGAGGAGCAAUCAGAGAAGGCUAACCUGACCAUUCUAUUCGACAAGUACCUCCCCUCCUGCCUGGGGGCCAUGAGAAUGAGAUUUAAAACGAUCAUCCCAAUCCCUGACCAGAGUAUGGUCCAGAUGCUUUGCUAUUUGCUUGAGUGCCUGCUGACACCGGAAAAUGUCCCGCCUGACUCUGCAAAAGAACUUUAUGAGCUGUAUUUCGUUUUUGCUGCUGUGUGGGCCUUUGGGGGAGCUUUGUUCCAGGACCAGCUGGUCGACUACAGAGUGGAGUUCAGUAAGUGGUGGGUGGCGGAGUUCAAAAGCAUCAAGUUUCCAUCCCAAGGCACUGUGUUUGAUUACUACGUUGACUCGGAGAGCAAGAAGUUUGAACCCUGGUCCAAAAUGGUGCCAAUGUUUGAGAUGGACGCCGACACCCCACUUCAGGCUUGUCUCGUUCACACGGCAGAGACCAUUCGAGUGCGUUUUUUCAUAGACCGCCUGCUGGAACACCGUCGGCCCGUCAUGCUCGUCGGGAACGCUGGCACCGGGAAGUCCGUCCUGGUUGCGGACAAAUUGACAUCGCUGGACGCUGACAAAUACGUGGUUACAAAUGUUCCUUUCAACUAUUAUACCACAUCUGCUAUGCUACAAGCCGUGUUGGAAAAGCCACUUGAGAAAAAGGCAGGACGCAACUACGGACCUCCCGGCAGCAGAAGAUUGAUCUACUUCAUAGAUGACUUGAAUAUGCCCGAGGUGGAUGCAUAUGGCACAGUCCAACCUCACACACUAAUACGUCAACAUAUGGACUACAACCACUGGUAUGACCGUAAUAAGCUCCUUUUGAAGGAAAUACAACAUGUUCAGUAUGUGUCCUGUAUGAACCCCACGGCUGGAAGCUUUACCAUCAAUCCGAGGCUUCAGCGCCACUUCUCGGUCAUUUCCCUGUCUUUCCCCGGAGCCGACGCCCUCGCGACCAUCUACACUUCCAUUUUGUCACGGCACCUGCAGAAUGAUGGAUUCACAGCCAGCAUACGAAAGAGCUGCCCCACUCUGGUCCAGUUAGCUCUGGCUCUGCAUCUGAGCGUUGCCUCCGCCUUCCUCCCCACUGCAGUCAAGUUCCACUACAUCUUCAACCUGCGAGACCUCUCCAAUAUCUUCCAGGGCAUUCUCUUCAGUACCGGCGAGUGCCUGAAAACCCCUCUGGACCUGUUGAAAAUCUACCUGCACGAGUCCAAUCGCGUCUAUAGAGACAAGCUUGUUGAGGAGCAAGACUUCCGGGUCUUUGAUAAGAUGCAGGCCGACACGGUGAAAAAGUUCUUUGAGGGCACGGAGGAGAGUCUGGAAAAGACCCGGAAGAUGAACCUGUACUGCCACUUUGCCCACGGCCUUGGGGAGGCCAGGUACAUGGCAGUGGAAUCCUGGAGCAGCCUCAGUCAAAGCCUGCUGGAGGUACUGGACAGCUACAAUGAGGUCAAUGCCACACUCAACCUGGUGCUGUUUGAGGAUGCCAUGGCGCACAUCUGCCGUAUAAAUCGAAUCCUGGAGUCUCCACGGGGGAACGCACUGCUGGUGGGAGUAGGCGGAAGCGGCAAGCAGAGUCUGACCCGACUGGCCGCCUUCAUCUCCAAUCUGGAGGUUUUCCAGAUCACCUUGAGGAAGGGUUACGCUAUCACAGACCUCAAAAGUGACCUGGCAUCGCUUUACAUCAAAGCCGGCGUGAAGAAUAUUGGCACCGUGCUCUUAAUGACUGAUGCCCAAGUGGCAGACGAGAGGUUCCUCGUUCUGGUCAACGAUCUGUUGGCAUCGGGGGAGAUUCCCGACCUGUUCGCAGACGAUGAGGUGGAGAACAUCAUUGGCAGCGUGAGGCCCGAGGUACGCGGCUCUGGAUUGAUGGAUACAAGAGAAAACUGCUGGAAGUUCUUCAUCGACCGGGUUCGCAGACAGCUCAAGGUGGCUCUGUGUUUCUCCCCAGUUGGCAGUAAACUGAGGAUUCGAAGCAGGAAGUUCCCUGCUGUGGUCAACUGUACAGCUAUCGACUGCUUCCACGAAUGGCCGCAGGAGGCGUUGGAGUCGGUCAGCCUCAGCUUCCUGCAGGAAGUGGACAAUAUUGAACCCCAAGUGAAGGAGUCUGUCAGUAAAUUCAUGGCGUACAUCCACACGAGUGUCAAUCAGACCUCCAAAGAGUACUUGGCCAAUGAGCGGCGCUACAACUACACCACACCGAAAUCUUUCCUGGAGCAGAUCAAAUUGUAUCGAAGUCUUCUGGGCCAGAGGAGUAAAGACCUAAGCAGCAAAAUGGAGCGCUUGGAGAAUGGCCUGCAAAGGCUCAACAGCACCUCAGCUCAGGUUGAUGACCUCAAGGCCAAGCUAGCAGCCCAAGAAGUCGAGCUCAAGCAGAAGAACGAGGAUGCCGACAAGCUGAUCCAGGUAGUUGGAGUCGAAACUGAGAAGGUGUCCAAGGAGAAAGCAGUGGCUGACGAUGAAGAGAAAAAGGUGGCGGCCAUGGCUGUUGUGGUCCGUGGCAAACAAAAAGACUGUGAAGAGGACUUGGCCAUGGCUGAACCAGCUCUCAUCGCUGCGCAGGAAGCACUCAACACUCUUAAUAAAAACAACCUGACAGAGUUAAAGUCAUUUGGCUCUCCAGUGGCAGCAGUUACCAAUGUCACAGCGGCUGUCAUGGUCUUAAUGUCGCCUGGCGGCAAAGUCCCGAAGGAUCGUAGUUGGAAGGCCGCAAAAGUGAUGAUGGCAAAAGUGGAUACGUUCCUUGAUUCCCUCAUAAACUUCAACAAGGAAAACAUCCCGGAGGCUUGUCUGAAAGCUAUUCAGCCUUACUUGCAGGAUCCGGCGUUCCAGCCGGAACUGGUUGCCUCAAAGUCGAACGCGGCGGCAGGCCUUUGCUCCUGGGUUCUGAACAUAGUCAAGUUCUACAAAGUCUACUGCGAGGUAGAACCCAAGCGCCAGGCCUUGAGGAAAGCCAACGCGGAGCUGGCUGCUGCGCAAGGGAAGCUCGCCACCAUCAAAACUAAGAUCAAUCACCUUAAUGAGAACCUGGCCAAGCUCACAGCAAAGUUUGAGAAAGCCACCGCAGACAAACUGAAGUGCCAACAGGAAGCAGAAUCGACCGCGCACACUAUUUCCCUGGCAAACCGCCUGGUGGGAGGUCUGGCGUCAGAGAACGUACGCUGGGCGGACGCUAUUGAAAGUUUCAAAAAACAGGAAAAGACGCUUUGCGGAGAUGUCCUCCUGAUCACCGCCUUCGUCUCCUACCUGGGUUACUUCACCAAACACUACAGGUUACAGCUCAUGGCUGAAACCUGGAAGCCUUACCUUAGUCAGCUGACGGAUCCCAUACCAGUAACACCUGGAUUGGACCCAUUAACCAUGCUCACGGAUGAUGCUGACAUUGCCACAUGGCAGAAUGAGGGACUACCAGCAGACAGGAUGUCGACUGAGAAUGCCACCAUUCUUACUUCCUGUCAGCGCUGGCCCCUCAUGGUGGACCCUCAGCUGCAGGGCAUCAAGUGGAUUAAGACCAAAUACGGUGAACGUCUGCACGUCACCCGCAUUGGGCAGAGAGGGUACCUGGAUGUCAUAGAGAGAGCUCUGGCACAGGGCGAUGUGGUUCUGAUCGAAAAUUUGGAAGAAUAUUUGGAUCCUGUUCUUGGACCUCUACUAGGAAGAGAAACCAUUAAGAAGGGCAGGUAUAUAAAGAUUGGCGACAAGGAAUGCGAGUACAACCCGUGCUUCCGCCUCAUUCUACACACCAAACUGGCCAGUCCUCAUUACCAACCGGAGCUGCAAGCCCAGUGCACUUUGAUAAAUUUCACGGUGACAAGGGAUGGGUUGGAGGACCAACUGUUGGCAGCCGUGGUUAGCAUGGAGAGACCUGACCUGGAGGAGCUGAAGUCUGACCUGACCAAACAGCAGAAUGGUUUCAAGAUCACUCUGAAGACACUGGAGGAUAACCUGCUCUCUCGCUUGUCCUCAGCUUCAGGGAACUUCCUGGGUGACACCGCGCUCGUAGAAAACCUGGAGACGACCAAACGCACCGCCGCCGACAUUGUGGAAAAAGUAAAAGAAUCGAAGGUGACAGAAGGCAAAAUCAAUGAGGCUCGGGAGCACUACAGAGCGGCAGCAGCGCGGGCUUCGUUAUUAUACUUCAUAAUGAACGACCUCAAUAAAAUCCACCCCAUGUACCAGUUCUCUCUCAAGGCUUUCAACGCGGUCUUUCAGAAGGCAGUUGUGAAGGCUGAACCCGGCGAUGAUCUGAAGCAGCGGGUGUCCAACUUAAUUGACAACAUCACUUCUUCAGUCUUCCAGUACACCACCAGAGGCCUGUUUGAGUGUGACAAACUCACGUACAUUGCCCAGCUUGCCUUCCAGAUUCUUAUAAUGAACAAAGAAAUAAACCCUGCUGAGCUGGAUUUCCUUCUGCGAUACCCUGUCCAACCCGCCGAAACAUCACCGGUGGAGUUUCUUUCCAGUCAUUCCUGGGGAGGAAUCAAGUCGCUGUGCUUAAUGGAUGAGUUCAGGAACCUCGACCGAGACAUCGAAGGCUCGGCCAAACGCUGGAAGAAGUUUGUGGAGUCUGAGUGUCCGGAAAAAGAGAAAUUCCCACAAGAGUGGAAGAAUAAAACCUCUCUCCAGAGACUGUGCAUAAUGAGGGCCCUGAGGCCUGACCGGAUGACAUACGCCGUGAGAGACUUUGUGGAGGAGAAACUAGGGGGCAAGUAUGUGAUUGGCAGAUCUCCGGACUUCGCGGUGUCCUUUGAGGAAACAAGUCCGACGACGCCCAUGUUCUUCAUCCUCUCUCCUGGAGUCGAUCCUUUGAAGGAUGUAGAGAAACACGGAAGGAAGCUUGGUUUCACCUUUGACGACAAGAACUUCCACAAUGUGUCUCUGGGUCAAGGUCAAGAGGCCAUGGCUGAACAAGUCCUUGACUUGGCAGCGAAGAAUGGCCAUUGGGUCAUACUGCAGAAUAUCCACCUGGUGGCUCGCUGGCUGGGUACUCUGGAAAAACUUCUCGAGCAGCGAGCCGAGGGAAGCCAUGAGAAUUUCAGGGUUUUUGUCAGUGCCGAGCCGUCCUCCACCCCUGAGGGACACAUCAUUCCACAGGGCAUCCUGGAGAACUCCAUCAAGAUCACCAAUGAGCCACCGACCGGCAUGCAUGCCAACUUGCACAAAGCUCUGGACAACUUCAACCAGGAGACGCUGGAAAUGUGCGCAAGGGAGAAUGAGUUUAAAAGUAUCCUCUUUGCACUCUGCUACUUCCAUGCUGUGGUAGCAGAGAGGAGGAAGUUUGGUCCUCAAGGAUGGAACAGAUCCUACCCUUUCAACACAGGAGACCUCACAAUUUCGAUCAAUGUCCUCUUCAACUACCUGGAGGCGAAUCCCAAGGUGCCCUAUGAUGAUCUGCGCUACCUCUUUGGUGAGAUCAUGUACGGGGGUCACAUCACGGAUGAUUGGGACCGCCGUCUAUGCGGGACCUAUCUUGAGGAGUUCAUUAAGCCUGAGAUGAUGGAAGGAGAUCUGUGUCUAGCACCGGGUUUCCCUUUGCCUGGCAACAUGGACUACAACAGCUAUCACCAGUACAUUGAUGACACCCUACCCGUCGAGUCACCCUAUCUGUACGGCCUUCAUCCCAACGCCGAGAUUGGCUUCCUCACGCAGACCUCCGAAAAGCUUUUCCACACUUUGCUGGAAAUGCGGCCCGGGGAUGGAGGAGUCGGUGAAGGGGGAGGGGUCACACGAGAGGAAAAGGUGCGAACGAUGCUGGAGGAGAUCACUGAGAAACUCCCCGAGGAGUUUAACAUCUCUGAGCUGCUGGGAAAGGCGGAGGAGAGGACUCCCUACCAGGUGGUGGCCGUGCAAGAGUGCGAGCGCAUGAAUCUCCUCACCCAAGAAAUCAGACGUUCCCUCAAUGAGCUCAGCCUGGGCCUCAAGGGGGAACUAACCAUGACCAGUGACAUGGAGACCCUGCAGAACGCUAUUUUCCUGGACAUGGUACCGGAGACUUGGACCAAGCGUGCUUACCCUUCCAUAUGUGGCCUUGCUUUGUGGUUCUCUGACCUGUUGGUCCGGAUCAAGGAGCUGGACGUGUGGACAGCUGAUUUUGUCUUACCUUGCGCGGUGUGGCUGACCGGCUUUUUCAACCCACAGUCCUUCCUCACCGCCAUCAUGCAAACCAUGGCUCGCAAGAAUGAGUGGCCUUUGGAUAGCAUGAGUCUGCAAUGUGACGUGACCAAGAAGAACCGCGAGGACUUGAUAUCUUCACCCCGAGAAGGGGCUUACGUUCAUGGGCUAUACAUGGAGGGGGCCCGCUGGGACACACAGACCGGCUUGAUUGUGGACGCCCGACUGAAAGAGCUCACGCCUACCAUGCCGGUCAUCUUCAUCAGGGCCAUCCCAGUGGACAAACAGGACAACAGGAACAUGUACCAGUGUCCGGUUUACAAGACCCGUCAAAGGGGGCCAACAUAUGUGUGGACCUUUAACCUGAAGACCAAAGAAAAGUCCUCCAAGUGGACCCUGGCCGGAGUUGCUUUGCUAUUGCAGAUCUAAGCAGGAUUCCAGGAACGUUCACGUGAAGGUUGUGUGAUGGUACAACAGGGUCAAGGAUCGGCUCACGUUUGAACCGAUGAUACCGUAUGCCGAUUGUAUUUUCUUUUAUUUUGAAGAGAGAGAGGAAAAAAAAAAGUCAAGCAUUUUAUGACGUCUCUCGGAUAGCUUUUCAUGGAUCUACCGCAUUGCAAAGGAUCAAUAAAUAGAUAAGACUGGCGGCGGUAUGCUAAACUGAAAUGAUGCAGUUCUUAUGAGUUUAUUCUCCAUCUUCAGCACAUUCGUUGAAAUUCAGCUCACUUCAAAUGGGUUUCCCCAAGUCACACUUACAUAUACUUUCUCUUUUACUUGUCUUUAGCUUCCAUCACUCUUCAUGAAC
Messenger RNA from Hippocampus comes (tiger tail seahorse), 13996 nucleotides. It is a transcript of the gene dnah9, whose product is annotated as dynein, axonemal, heavy chain 9. The record is from RefSeq and is a predicted model, not a curated record. The transcript is spliced from 79 exons. Gene Ontology annotation, cellular component: dynein complex. Gene Ontology annotation, molecular function: dynein light intermediate chain binding; dynein intermediate chain binding; ATP binding. Gene Ontology annotation, biological process: microtubule-based movement. Lineage: Eukaryota; Metazoa; Chordata; Actinopteri; Syngnathiformes; Syngnathidae. Bases 211 to 13620 code for a protein of 4469 amino acids.